Saprolegnia diclina VS20 is the source of this 1696-nucleotide messenger RNA. RefSeq lists its product as hypothetical. The coding region runs from base 62 to 1612 and encodes 516 amino acids. Gene Ontology annotation, cellular component: membrane. Lineage: Eukaryota; Oomycota; Saprolegniomycetes; Saprolegniales; Saprolegniaceae. The transcript has a single exon. The record is from RefSeq and is a predicted model, not a curated record. Gene Ontology annotation, molecular function: transmembrane transporter activity. Gene Ontology annotation, biological process: transmembrane transport.
GAGUGCAGCAGCACUGGACCUCGCCGAGCCACUCCUCAAGCCAGCGCGACCACGCAGUGCGAUGCACGCUGCGCACGUGUUUGGCCUCCUCUGCGCGAUCAACUUGCUCAACUUUAUCGACCGGGGAGUCAUUCCCGGCGCGCCGAUCGAGUUUCAGGCGUUCGUCCAAGCGUCGUAUGGCGUCGCGCCGUCCCACGUCAGCGUCUACGUCGGUCUGCUCGCGUCGGCCUUUAUCGCAUCGUACUCGAUCUCGAUCUGCGUCUUUGGGUACCUCUCCAUGACGCGCCGGCCGUUCGUGCUCGCGGCCAUUGGGCUCUUUGUCUGGGUGGGCGCGCUUUUCUUGUGUGGCCUGGCCAAGCCGUGCGACAGCUUCCUCCUUCUCCUCGUCGGCCGCCUCCUCUCGGGCAUUGGCGAGUCUUCGUUCCACGCUACGACGCCAGCGUUUAUUGAUGAAUUCGCGCCGCGUAGCCGCCGGACUCUCUGGCUCGGCUGCUUCUACGCUGGCAUGCCGGCCGGCACCGCGAUUGGGUACUCGUAUGGCUCGAUCAUGGCGCAGACGCUCGGGUGGGACGUCGCAUUCUACGCACUUGGCGUUGCCAUGUUGCCGCUCGCCUAUAUGUGCUGGGCGUGGAUCCCGCCCGAGUUCAACCACCCGCUCCGGGCCAUCGUUCCCAAGUGCCAACACGACGACGAUGACCUCAUGGUCUCGGGCGUCACCGCCGACAUCACAGACAUUGAGCUGACACCGCGGCGCUCGGACGCCGGUGCUGCGUGUGACGAAGCAAUGACAGUCGACGGCGACGAGGAUGACGGGCUUCUCUUGCAAGAGACGCACAGCACAGCUCCGACGCCGCUCUGCGCAGAAGUGCUUGCGAUCGUGCACGACCCGCUCUUCGUCAGCGCAAGUCUCGGUCUCGCCGCCUUUGCGUUUACGAUUGCGGGCCUUGGCGCAUUCGCACCGUCGAUCCUCAUCGGGUAUGGGCUCUUGGAUGCCGCGACAGCUCCCACCGUCUUUGGUGCGCUUGUGGUCGUGACCGGAGUCCUCGGGUCGCCCGUCGGCGGCGUUCUCCUCGAUCGCAGCUGUGUCGCCCGCCCCGACGACGCGCCGUUUCGCGUCUUCAUGGCCGCGAUGCAGAUGCUCGUUUUCCUCGUGGCCGGUACUGGAUGCCUCUUCUUGUCUAUGGCGUACCUCGCAACGCCGUGGGCUUUCUUUCUCCUCCAGGGCCUCGGACUCUUUGCCCUCUUUGCGGCCCAGGCGGCAACGACCUUGGUGAUUCUCCUCAGCGUGUCACGCGCGCGCCGAGGGUUCGCCAUGGGACUGAAUACGUUGGUGCUGCAUGUGCUCGGCGAUGUGCCGUCGCCAAUCGUGCUGGGUGCGCUCAAAGACCGCUGGGCGCCUCGCUGUGGCAGCGUCGUUCUGCCCGAUGGCGCGUUGGCCUUGGACCCCGCCUGCGUUUUAGAUACACCGGGACUCACCAAGACGCUUCUCUUUGCUUACUCGUGGCUCCUUCUUGCUGUCGUGGCCUGGAUAGGAACUUAUGUUGUGGCCAAGCGACGACUGCGGUGCAAAGACCUCAUUGUACCAAGCGUCACUUCGACCGCGCAACUAUGAGCGCUGGCCCCUACCAUUAGUCUUUCGCGGCGCAAGGAUCUCUUGCAGCACCUCUGAUAUAAUACACCAUGAAUCGAUACGUCA